AUGAAAGCCACCGUGGAGCUAUGGAUGAACUCCCAGAGUGAUUCUGAUGGAGUGUAUGAUGCAGGCAUCAGGAGACGCCCCACAGCUCCACUCCCUGAGGGCCUGCCCGGCGCUGUGUCUACCUGCCCAGGGACAGCAGUUAUGGAGGCUGGCCAUUUGGGAUCCCAAAAUGUGCAUUUUAAACCCAAAUUCACACCCCUCAUGUUUAUUUGGGUCAUCAUGAUUUUCAUGUUGUACAUAUGUCUGGAGCACUUCAUAUGCCCACACAUCCCAGGUUCUCAAUCACAGCUUUGUAAUUUUUAA
Molecule: messenger RNA, 303 nt
Organism: Rangifer tarandus platyrhynchus (Svalbard reindeer)
Lineage: Eukaryota; Metazoa; Chordata; Mammalia; Artiodactyla; Cervidae
Source: the annotation of a GenBank genome assembly